This is a messenger RNA of Zingiber officinale, 675 nucleotides long. RefSeq lists its product as uncharacterized. The transcript has 4 exons. The record is from RefSeq and is a predicted model, not a curated record. Bases 88 to 675 code for a protein of 195 amino acids. Lineage: Eukaryota; Viridiplantae; Streptophyta; Magnoliopsida; Zingiberales; Zingiberaceae.
UUUGUUGAUGAGAGGCUACAUCCAUCUUGGGAGGUCACUCAUGAAAAACAAAAGGAACGGGCGAGCAAUUGCAAGUAUCAUCACAAAAUGUCUCGCAAGGGAUACAUUGGAUUGGAGACUGAAUUGAGGCAGAGAAAAAUAUUCAGGGAGGAUGAGGAAGUUGAUAGGUCAUUCCUUUGGCGUAAGGCCCGCGAAGACAAAUCCGGAAACAUCACAAAUACAGAGACUGCUGAAGUUGCUGAAAAAAUUGACGAUUUGUUGGACAAAAAAAAGAGGGGAGAGUUCAUAUCUUCUGGAAGCAAUGACGUAUUAACUACUGCAUUAGGGAGCCAAGAACCUUACGGAAGGGUUAGAGGUGUAGGGGGAUUUGUGAAGCCCCAAGUCUACUUCAAAACUCCAAGGAAGAAGAGGGAGUUGGUGUCAAAGGCUUUGGCUGAAAACUUCAAAGAGCAAGCGGAGGAAACAAAGAUUUUGAAAGCUGAAGUUGAAAAACUGAAGGCUCUUCUUGCUCGAUUUAUGCCAGAAACAAGUGAUCGAGUUUCUGAACGUGUAGCAUCUAACAAGUCAUCGCACAUGGCAGUUCAAAUAUUGGAAGAUGAUGUGGAAGUUUUUGAAUGCGACAAUUCAUUCAAUCAGGUUUUGUAUUAUAUUUGGUACAUUAAAUUUGUUUCCUAG